Molecule: messenger RNA, 714 nt
Organism: Trichomonas vaginalis G3
Lineage: Eukaryota; Parabasalia; Trichomonadida; Trichomonadidae
Exons: 1
Coding region: 1-714 (237 amino acids)
Source: RefSeq, a predicted model, not a curated record
AUGUGUGAUGUUUUUACAAGAUUAUAUGAAAAUUCAACAUCACAUAGACCUAAGGCAGAGCGAAAAGUAAGAGAUAGUAUUAGAAAAGAAGAAACUGAAAAAUGGAAAUUAACGUUAGCAGCAAAUUGCUAUCUUGUUGACCGAAAUGAUGCUCCUCAAGCAGAAAAUCUCGAAGUGAUAUCAUCACUUAACUCUAUUUCUUUACAUAGAAAACGUCCUAGAACGUCCAGCACAAAGAAUAGAAAGAAUCCAGUUUUAAAUGAAAAUAGGCGUACAGUUUCAACAAUAAUGGAUAGAAAAGGUAGUGUAGUCUGCGUUGAUAAUUAUAUAAUUACUGACUCAGUAGAACCAACACCUUAUGCAAUAUGCAAACCUGAAGAACCUCUAUCAGCAAGGCGAUUUUACCAACCAACUGUCACACCAAAAAGUCCUCGUUUUAAUACCGAAAAAUACAAAUCUCAGAUACAAAUGACAAAACCAAAACAAAUUCAAUGGGCGCCAACAGAACAUAUCACCGUAACUAAUUUGAAUGUACAAACAGACAAAAAUCUUAAGAAAGCAGGGCCAAAAUCAGGAAUUAUGGUUGAUAUUGAUCAUGUUGAAGAUAUUAAUGAAGAAAUUCCAAAACCAACACCAUUAAUUUCUUCAACUGGUACAACAUGGGAUAAUUAUGGCUUCCCACUUUCUGUUUCUUCAAUUUUGGAUCCUAUUUAA